AUGCCGCCGCCCAAUCCAAGAGUUGCCAAAGCCUUUCAUGCUAUGAGGGAUCUCGGCAUUUCAGAAGAAAAAGUGAAACCGGUGUUGAAAAAACUUCUUAAAUUGUAUGAUAAGAAUUGGGAACUGAUCGAAGAAGAAAAUUAUAGAGCUCUUGCUGACAAUAUAUUUGAGACUGAAGAAGCAGAGGUGGAGGAACAUAAGAAAAAAUUGGACAAUAUUGAGCGAGAAAAAAAAGAUUUGGAGGAUGAAACUCAGGUGCAUGAUGAGAUUGAACGCCCUUUAAAAAGGUUGCGGUUAAGGCACCAAGAAGGACAAGCUUCACCUUCUCUGAGUAACUCUGGCCCCGGCUUUGAUGGAACUGCAAUAAAGAAACCUAAAGUGGAAGAUAAUGACCUACCUGAAAGUCGUCCCAAAGAUCAGUUACCAAAUAUAACUGAAUCACCUCAGCUUAAUACAGGAAAUGUGAGGAUUGAAUCUCAACCCGUGUCGCCCCAGCCACUUGGCAGGAACAAAGGAAAGCAACCUGUUUCGCCCAAGUCUUUGUCUGUGCAAGAAGGAUCUGAUUCACCACUGAUAGGUGCUGCUGACAGAACUCAGGCAGCUGUCAUGAAGAGAAUUGAUUCUAAUCCAAUCUCUUCUCCGAUGCGUCUCAGAGACAGGGGAAAGGGACCUCUCUCACCUCAAAUUAAUUCCAGGGAGAAGAGGCCAAUUGCUGAUAAGUCAUCCCAUGCAGUGGUCUUUAAAGAGCCAAAGGUUGAGCCUGUUGUUCGUUUACCUAGACAGAAGAUGCCUCAAACUCAUGCUUUGAUCAAGCCUAAAGAGGAGCCAUCUACAGAUGACGUGCCACAGUUUGAGGUUCCUCUUGCAGUGAUCCAUCCGGAGUCAUUAAAUGAAGGAGAUUCUUCAUUAGAGAAUGGUCCACUCAGAGAACAACGUGAUCCAGCACCUCUAGCUUCUUUAAUUGAAAACAGGGAAGAUAGAACUGAUGGUGUGCUGGCAUCAUCAAAUGAAACAAGAUCCAAUUGUGAGCUUGCAACAAUCCUUGAUGAAUCCUCCGCAAGCUUAGAAAUUUCUUCUUCACCCGUUGGAGAAGUGAAAAUCUCUCUGAUUCGUACUUCUGCUGCUGGAAGACCUGACUUCCGUAUGCCGAGCUUAGAUGCAGUUCUGAAAUUGAUGGAGGACAAAUGCCUGAGACCAUACAAAGUCCUCGACCCAAAUUUUUCUGUAACAAAAAUAAUGGAGGAUAUGUGUGUGUGCACUUGGGAACUAGGGACUGUCUCCAGUAAUGAAUCGCAAGAAACAGUGAUUGAGACACCAACUAUGGAUUUGAUGAAAAAAUCUGGUGCAGCAGAUGCUUUUGGUGCUGGAGGCAUGCCAUCUAACCUGUCAAAUGGGCCAGUCAAUAUUCCAUGUAACGCUAAGAGGGCUUUGCCUCAAAUUCCUAGGCUUCCUCCUCCUUGCAAUGGUUUGGAUGACCACAUACAACCUGAUAAGCGUAUUAGUAGCAAUGAUGGUGUAUCUGAGUACGAAAAGGAUCAUGAAGACCUGGUUCAUAUGAAUUCCCAGAGUGUGGUGGUGGUUCAGAAACUUCAGCUUACUCCUAAUGAUAGAAGGGCUCUCCAUGAUGCUAAUGAUAUUGCCAAAGGACAAGAAAGAAUUUCAAUCUCAUUGGCUAAUGAAGUCAACAGUGAGUGUCCACCAUCCUUUCACUACAUUCCCCAAAAUGUAGUUUUUCAAAAUGCUUAUGUGAAUUUCGCUCUGGCGCGUAUUGGAGAUAAUAAUUGUUGUUCUACUUGUUUUGGUGAUUGUCUCUCAUCAUCCACACUGUGUGCAUGUGCACAUGAGACGGGGGGUGAUUUUGUAUACACAACGGAAGGCCUUGUCAAGGAGGAAUUUCUAGAUGAGUGUAUUUCUAUGAAUCGUGAUCCUCAAAAGCACUGCCUCUAUUAUUGUAAGGAAUGUCCACUGGAAAGAUCAAAAAAUGAGGAUAUUUUAGAACCAUGCAAAGGGCAUUUAGUGAGGAGGUUCAUCAAAGAAUGUUGGUGGAAAUGUGGCUGCAAUAAACAAUGUGGCAAUCGAGUUGUACAGCGGGGCAUAAAUUGCAAAUUGCAGGUGUUCAUGACACCUGGAGGAAAGGGUUGGGGUCUUCGUACUCUAGAGGAGCUACCAAAAGGGGCAUUUGUCUGUGAAUAUGUUGGAGAAGUGUUGACCAAUUCAGAGCUGUAUGAUCGAGUUUCACGAAGCCCCAGUAGUGAGGCACACUCGUAUCCUGUAUUGCUUGAUGCUGAUUGGUGUUCAGAAGGAGUCUUAAAAGACGAAGAAGCUCUCUGUUUGGAUGCAACAUAUUAUGGGAAUGUUGCAAGGUUCAUUAAUCACAGAUGCUUUGAUUCAAACUUGGUUGAGAUCCCUGUAGAGGUGGAGACCCCUGAUCACCACUAUUAUCACCUUGCUUUCUUCACUACAAGAAAGGUAGAAGCCUUGGAGGAGCUCACUUGGGUAAGUAGGUUAGGGAUUUAUUAG
Molecule: messenger RNA, 2520 nt
Organism: Ilex paraguariensis (yerba mate)
Lineage: Eukaryota; Viridiplantae; Streptophyta; Magnoliopsida; Aquifoliales; Aquifoliaceae
Source: the annotation of a GenBank genome assembly